CGCGUGCGCACUGCGCAGCCUUCGCCGGAGCCCCGCGUCGCCAGGGCGCGCGACCGCGGGGGUGAGCGUGUUGCCUGCCUCCGUGCGUCUCCUCCCGUCCCUGCGGCCGGGCGCACGGCAUGGCGGAAAACCGAGAGCCCCGCGGGCCCGUGGAGGCGGAGCUGGACCCGGUGGAGUACACCCUCCGCAAGCGGCUGCCCCACCGCCUGCCCCGGCGGCCCAAUGACAUCUACGUCAACAUGAAGACGGACUUUAAGGCGCAGCUGGCCCGCUGCCAGAAGCUGCUGGACGGAGGCGCGCGGGGUCAGAACGCGUGCACGGAGAUCUACAUUCACGGCUUGGGCCUGGCCAUCAACCGCGCCAUCAACAUCGCCCUGCAGCUGCAGGCCGGCAGCUUCGGGUCCUUGCAGGUGGCCGCCAACACCUCCACCGUGGAGCUGGUGGACGAGCUGGAGCCGGAGACCGACGCGCGGGAGCCGCUCACUCGAAUCCGCAACAACUCGGCCAUCCACAUCCGAGUCUUCAGGGUCACGCCCAAGUGAUGGAUUGACUGUCCCUUGUCCCACCCCUGCCGCCGCACCCCCCCCCCCCAGCGCACAGCCGGGCCCAGCUGGGGGCUCCUCCUGCCUGCGCGCACCUUCUGCUGGAGCCACGGAGGACAAGGCCGGUUCUCUUGUUGGGCCCACAGUGGGCCUUCCCGGCGUCUGUGGCUGCUGUCCCAUGCAGUAGGGAGUACCAAGUCGUGCCAGUGGCCCUGCCACCCCCGCCCCGGCCUCUUCCCCGCUGCAGUAGGGGAAGGAGGGGCCUUUCCAAGGAGACCCGGCGCGGUUCCUGCCUGCAUGGGUGGUCCGGCGCUGACAGCAGCCGGGAGCGAGUUGUCCAGGCUGAAAGUGACCUCAGCGGGGCUGCCGGACAGCCGGGAUGUGCCAGGCUCGGGGAAGGGGAGGGCUUAAGAAUGGGAGGAAACCGACCUACUGGGGGUGUGCCGGGGGCCCCUGGUCCGUGGCUUUGAUCCUGGACCUGAACUCCACCCCCCCACAAGAGCCUCCUGGGUGGCUGGGGCCUGGUGACCACAGGUGCUCUGGCCGGGCUGCUUCAGUGACACAGGAAGGCCCCCACCCCCAUAACUGCUCACAGACAAUAAACACUCGUGUGGAUCU
Lepus europaeus (European hare) is the source of this 1160-nucleotide messenger RNA. It is a transcript of the gene POP7, whose product is annotated as POP7 homolog, ribonuclease P/MRP subunit. The transcript has 2 exons. Gene Ontology annotation, biological process: tRNA 5'-leader removal. Bases 120 to 542 code for a protein of 140 amino acids. Lineage: Eukaryota; Metazoa; Chordata; Mammalia; Lagomorpha; Leporidae. Gene Ontology annotation, cellular component: ribonuclease MRP complex; nucleolar ribonuclease P complex; nucleus. Gene Ontology annotation, molecular function: nucleic acid binding. The record is from RefSeq and is a predicted model, not a curated record.